Molecule: messenger RNA, 5649 nt
Organism: Hippocampus comes (tiger tail seahorse)
Lineage: Eukaryota; Metazoa; Chordata; Actinopteri; Syngnathiformes; Syngnathidae
Product: leucine-rich repeat and fibronectin type-III domain-containing protein 4
Exons: 8
Coding region: 1505-4621 (1038 amino acids)
Molecular function (GO): protein binding
Source: RefSeq, a predicted model, not a curated record
AAAAUUGCUCCACAAAACUAAGAAGUCGCUCUUUGCUGCUUUGAAGCCUUGUUAACCAGCUCAACACAAAAUACAACGUUGACUCGACUUGAUCAUCUUCUGGAUUGUUCCUACGCAGCAUUUUCCAUCUCCUGCAUUCACUCUCCCUCCCCUCAUGUCUGCACUCCCCCACUUCAUCACUCUGGCUCCACAUCUCACUCUCUCCCUCUCUCUCUCUCUUUCUCUCUCUCUGUCUCUCGCUCUGUCACAAAUCGGCGCCAGCGUAGAAGGACCUCAGUCCCGUCUCCCGUUCCGUCUUAGGCGCAAUGAAAACAUAAGGAAGAGUCAAAAGAAGUGUAUCGGGGCGGCAGAUGAAAGCAGGGAGGAAGACCUGCAGCAAGAGGACAUUCAGAGGAAUACCAGCGGCGUUUUACUCGGCGCUCACCGUCUCUUUCCUUCCCAUCCCCUCCUCCUUCAUUCACUACCUGUACUCUGGGAUUAGCACGACUUAAAUUCCAAUCAGCCCCGCAGCCCGAGCGACGAGCGACAGAGGCGGCAGACAGAGCGCCGCAGCUGUCCAGGACGAGCCAGCCGGAGGGUGGGGGGGGGUGCCGGCGGGAGGGGAGAGAGAGUGACGGCCAAGAGGAGGGGAGAGACGAAGGGGGGCAGAGGCAGAGAGAGAGCCAUGGGUGUUGUUCCGCCGCCGAGUUGAGGGAGCGCGAGCGUGUCGCGAAGAUGGGGAUGUGACGGCUUCGCUGGUCGCAGGUGGAAUGGUUGGGAAGGCAAGGUCAUCACGCCCUCUCGCCAAGGUCACAGAGUCACCGGCCGACAAAUGAGGCGGGGGGGACGGCGAGCGCACAGGAGACCGCCGUUGACGCUCCGCGGAAGUCGAGCCCGGAAUUAAGUGGCGCGAGAAAGAGGAAGUCCACGCGUGAGGGAUGGAACCGCGAGAAGGCGAUGAAUAAAUAACCGAGGUAACUGUCGAGAUGCGUGAGGAUGCGCAGGCCAGGAAGAGAGAAACACGUCGCUGCCGUCUGGAUUCCAGUGCGGGCCGAACUGAAGCCUUUAAGAAAUAGACAUCCGAUGCCGCCGCAAGGAAGUCGUAUCAAAAGGGCCUUUAAGAGGAUUUAAAGCCAAGUGGAUUCUUGGAUUCCCCCCCACCACCCCUUCUUCAAAGUGAGGUCUCCAUCUCGGAAUAACGGGCCAGGAUUGGUCGUGUAAUUCGGAAUUUUCCAGGUUCUCUCUCCCUGAUGUAGACGCUUAAAGAGGAUAUUGUGGACAUUUCUCAAACCUGGCUGGCUUUCGCAUAUCUUUUUGAUGUGGUGAGGUGAGGAAGGGACCAGGACAGGUUGCGACACAAAUCUUAUUGAACGCCCAAGCGGCACAAAAGCACCCGGGGGAGAUGUACUGAACACACACAACAACACCCAUGCGCACACACGACAGCAACCUGGCCAACAUGUGGAGCUGAUUCUAGUUGUUAAGCACAGACAGAAAAGGUCUGUGGAUAGCCUGGCUUUCUACCAUGCCUGCCCCCCCAACCCUAAACCCCAGCAGACAGAAGCACCCGCCUCACACGCAUCGCCUCCCCGAUCGACAGGCAAAGGAGUCCACCUUCGCUCCGUCCACCCUCUCGCUUCCUCGCGCCCCCCUUUUCGUCUCGUCUCUGCCCUCCUCGUCCAAAGUCAUCCCCUGCGCCUGCUUGGGAGCCUCAAAACGAACACCUGCGAGCGGCAUCCAGUUCCCGGCUUUUCACUGGCUCACCCUGGUCACGUGCUGCCUGCUGCCCUCCCUGAUCGGAGCGGGAGAGACGUGGGGCGUCGUGUCGGCCUGCCCUUUCCACUGUGUGUGUCGGAACCUUUCCGAAUCGCUCAGCACGCUGUGCGCCGACAAGGGUCUCCUCUUUGUGCCCCCGCACGUCGACCGGCGUACCGUCGAGCUGCGGCUGGCUGACAACUUCAUCACGGAGGUCGGGGGGACCGACUUCGUCAACAUGACCGGACUGGUCGAUUUGACUCUGUCCAGAAAUACCAUCCACCUGAUUCGCCCGAUGGCCUUUGCUGAUCUGGAGAGUCUCCGCUCCUUGCAUCUCGACGGGAAUCGUUUAACAAUCGUGGGCCCAAGGGACCUGGCGGGAUUGGUGAAUCUCCAACAUCUGAUUGUUAACAACAAUCAGCUGGUCAAAGUGUCAGUGCAGGCGUUUGACGACUUCUUACUCACGUUAGAGGAUCUCGACAUGUCCUACAACAACCUUCGAAAGGUACCGUGGGAGUCCAUCCAGAACAUGGCCAGUCUGCACACACUGAACCUGGACCACAACCUCAUAGACCACAUCGCGGAGGGAGUCUUUGGAGAAUUGUACAAGCUAGCCAGGCUAGAUAUGACCUCCAACCGGCUCAGGACCCUGCCACCGGACCCCCUCUUUGCAAGAUCCCAGACAGGUGCCAUAAGCCCCACCCCUUACAACGCUGUCAUCAGUCUGAAUUUCGGGGGGAACCCGCUGCACUGCAACUGCGAACUGCUCUGGCUCCGACGACUUGUUCGCAGUGAUGACAUGGAAACCUGCGCCACGCCCCUCCACCUUGCCGGAAGGUACUUCUGGUCGAUUCCCGAGGAGGAGUUUACAUGUGAGCCCCCCCUCAUCACCCGUCACACGCACAAGUUGUGGGUUCUGGAAGGCCAGAGGGCCACCCUCAAGUGCCGCGCCAUCGGAGACCCGGAGCCGGUGGUGCACUGGGUCUCGCCGGACGAUCGCAUCAUCGCAAACUCAUCGCGGACCAGCUCCUUUAACAACGGCACCUUGGAUAUCUUGGUGACGGUGGCCCGGGACGAUGGGGCGUACACGUGCAUCGCCAUCAACGCGGCCGGCGAAGCGACUGCCACCGUGGACCUGAAAAUAAUCCCCCUCCCUCAUCGGGGCGGAGCAGGUGGCAACACGGGGAAGAACAGCGUGAACAAUAAGAGCAACAGGAAUGUAACCAAUGGGAUUUUACGAACCGAUCCGGGAUCCUCGGAUAUCAGCACGGGGAAAAACGGCGGGAUGAACAACGGCGCGGGGCGCGCGGGCGAGCUGGAGGAGGAGAAAAAAGGUGCCGGCGAAGAUGAAGAGGGUGACGGAGGCGGGGCGGCCGAAGGGGAGCGGGACGACGACGACGGGGCCACCGAGGAUGACGACGGAGACGAAGAAGACAGGCGGACGGUCGGAGUUCAAGGGAUAACGUCCACUUCCGCUCAGGUCCGCUGGGAUUUGGGACGUUCGCCCGGAGCGUACGUUGUGUGGAUGUACCAGAUACAAUACAACUGCACGGCCGACGAAACCCUCAUCUACAGGAUCCUGCCAUCCACCAGUGACCGCUUCCUGCUGAAGAACUUGGUGUCCGGAGUGGAUUACAACUUGUGCGUGCUGGCCAUUUACGAUGACUCCAUCACAGCGCUGGCGGCGACAAAAGUGCUGGGCUGCACCACGUUCUCCACCAAGGACGUUUACCCGGCCUGUAGCUCCCUGCAGGCUCACUUCCUGGGAGGAACGCUGACCAUCUUAGUGGGCGGCGUGGUGGUGGUCACCCUCCUGGUGUUCACGGUGGCGUUGAUGGUUCGCCACCGCGUGUGCGAUCACUCUGACCACAUCCUGUGUCGCGAUAGCAACGCAGAGGUCGGAGGCGGGCUUUGCGGUCAGGGGAGCGGCGUGGCGGCACGGGAUAAAGGAGGAGACGGCGGUGGCUGCUACCAGUCCAACGGCGCCGGUGACAUGAUGAUGGUGGUCCUCCCGAACGGUCUGCCUUCCAAGAGAACGGGGGAGGGCGAAAAGGACAAGGAACCUGCAGAUUGCGCUUCUUCUCAGCCGCCAAAACUGCCCCCGAAGCCGAGGCUCAAGCCGAAGGUCAACCUGGAGCAGUUUCUUUCGGCGGGGGGCGUGGUCUCCACCACGGCGGGGGCGGGAGGGGAGAUGGCCUUGGUGGUGCGGCAGCGGAAGCCGGACAAAGCGCCGCCGUACAGCGCGGAAAGCGACAGGACUCUGAUCGACUACCCCGCCUCCAUUUCAUCCACCCUGCCCCGCCAGUCACGCUUCAGGGAAGGCCCCAAACCGCGUCUGGAGCGAGAGCUGACCAACCGCGCCAGUUUCUCCCUGGCGGCACCCCUGAGAGACUCCGAUAUGCUGGCCUGGAGGAUGACUUCCCCCGGCCGGGACAAAUGGAACUCCUCUCAGGCUUAUCAGAGCCCCAUGUCCCCUCUCAACCCCGCCCGCGGGACGGUCAGCAAACGGCGCCACUCGCUGGACAUGGGCUCCUCCGUCGCCCUAGCGACCGACGCAGCCGCCACCGUGGCCAAACGCUACGGCGCCAUCAGCUACGCCAAGCGGCUGAGCGUGAUCUGGACCAGGCGCAGCCAGUCGCUCCACGGGAUGCUGGUGCAGUGCGCCUCCACCACCACCAGCACCGGCUCUUCCGCCACCAGCGACGAGGGCGAAAGCGCCGGCCCCUUCGGAGCGCAAUGCGAGUUUCAACGCGGAUACAUCCACGCCUACAACACAACCAACUCCAACUCCAACUCCGGGGUGGCUACCGGGAGGGGAGGCGCCGGAAGGGAGAGAGCGAAGAAGGAUGGGAGGAGCGCCGAAGAGCUGGAGGAAAGCGUGGUGUAAAAAUGCCAGCGGGAAAGUAGAGACUGCAAAUGACGGAAGGAAGAUUGUAUCUGAAGAUGAAGGAGGGACAGGACAGAGAUUGAUUUCAAGACACAAAAAAAAAAAUCUAGUCAAUAGCUUUGGGGCGUUUAUGGCAUUCAGGUCAACAGAGCCAGUCAGGGGAAAAAAAAAAAGUUCUCAAGAUGACAAACAAUCGAAGAGGUGAGGAGAGAACAAAGACGCCGGGAAGGGUUAAGAGCUCAGCGUGGAUCCGAGCAAAGCCUCGACGCUAAUAGAACCUGCCGCAUCCCACGCAACACCGCAAAAGGGUUGCACUGGAUCAAGCACCGUCACAGAACUGGAUCAACACUGCAGGGGGGGAUGACGAGAGGGGAGAAAAAAAAAAAAACAACAACUACUCCAAAACGCUUCGAUGUGGCUGGACUUUGUCAAAUUGUUUUCGGACUCGGCUCAACAAAGAAUGUGACUCGCGUACGUCCUCUGUGGCUGCUGAACUUUGGCCGGCCAUGCGCCUUCGGAUUAUAGGAGCAUCAAUGCCGAGCUGCGCGCGCUGGCCGCGAUCAAUCGAUGCGCGCCGGCGCGAGCACGGACGGACACGAUGAAACAACGGCGGGCAUACAAUGCAGUCGAUACGGAUUUACAAAAUGGCGGCGGCGUAGGAUGGAACUUUUCCUGGCGACACGAACUUGCUCUGCUGCUUCUGGUGUGCAUGCGAAGAAGGAUCGCGGACAGGAUGUGUGUCACUGUGCCUGUGUGUGUGUUUAUGUGCGCCUAUGUGAGCACUUUUAGAGUCCAGCACCUCUGUUCCUGUUCCACGUGGGGGUAUUUUUUUUUUUGUUUGUUUUUUUUCGCAACACGCAGGUGUCUGUGAUUGAAAAGUGACGACACUACACUGAAUUCAUCGUUAAUUUCGCAGCCUGGACUGAAAGUGACCCAAUGUGAGAUAGAGACGAUGUUUGGGUUGUUUUUGACACUUCAUUUGUGCCACGCGGAAUAUUUCCAACGAAACGGUGAAUGUUUUCCGAGCA